CUGGUACUACUAAUUAGCAUGGGAAUUGAACGAUUGAUCUGUGUUAUUGCUGUAGUGAGCACAGCCUACGGUCAGCCGCCUUGGACUAUUCGCGCUAAAACUAGAGAAUUUUAUCAGAAUUUCCGUGAGUGCAAGCUUGCGGACGAUGAGUUGCGCGAGAAAAAUCCGAAGGCGCGGUUGGUCAAUGUAAAGCGACUAACAGAAUUUUUUGAACAGCGAGCCCGAGAGCUCGCAGAUGCACCACCACCUGGUAGGUUGACUCGCAGUCAAACCUUUGAUUGCUUGAGGUGGACAGCACCAGCAGAUCUUCAUAUUACACAGCCAGCCAGCUCCGUUGACCAUAAUAACGAACCGGUACUGCUUUCUUUAUGA
This is a messenger RNA of Gongylonema pulchrum, 372 nucleotides long. NCBI's taxonomy places the organism in Eukaryota, Metazoa, Nematoda, Chromadorea, Rhabditida, Gongylonematidae. The record is from the annotation of a GenBank genome assembly.